AAGUACCAGAAGCAAUUUUGGCGCAGUGUAAUUUGAAUAUUUAGUGUGAGUAACACAGUUGAACUUGCGCAGUGGAUGAACUAAGUAGAAACCAAUAUGAAAGUGCCAUGCACCCUUCUUUUAUUGGCGGUGCUAAUUGGCGCCGCUUAUGCAGCACCUCGUUGGGAAGAACCAAGCCAUCCACAAUUAGCUGCCUUCAGUCAUGCCGAUAACGUUCAACGAUGGCGCCAAUACCGAGAAGACCUCAAGGAAUUUUAUAGGAAUAAGUACGCUGGACUCGUAAAAGUUAAUGGAAAAUCGACCGAGAGUAAUGAUUCGGAUGAAUCGCAGGAAGACGUGAAAGACAAAUCUUCACUGGAAUCUAAUGAGUCCAAUAAAAACUCAGAUUCUGUCGAAUCAGUAGAAAAACUGAAGUCAGUCGAUAAGUCGAAUUCACAAUCCGAAGAAGAUGAUAGUGUAGAAGACAAAUCUAGGAAAGGAUCAAAUUUUGAAGGAUUGUGGAGAAAUUUCCCGGUGAUUAAGAAUGGCCCCGCAGUUCCGCUGCUUCACAAAAUUAUCGCAUCACAACGUCGAAGGAUUGAAAAUACUUUCCCGCAAUUCGGUGGCUCACACGCAACUAAUAAUGCGGCGAAUGCUUUUGCUUCACCACCAAAUGCUGGCUCUGCAUCUACUACUGGAACAAUACCGGCAAGCUCGCAAUCCAGUUCAUUGGUAGGACCUGCCAGUGAAUCAGGUGUCUCUGCCCCAGGAUCAUCGCCUGUUUCUGCACCUGCAAUUGUAUCUGGUAGCUCACAAUCGAAUUCAGCAACUGCACCUGCUACCGGAUCAAGCAGUUCUACUGCUCCAUCAUCGGUAGCGUCUGGACAAAUUGGUGAAAGUAGUUCUGCUCCCUCAACAUCCUCUUCGGCAUCUUCAGCGGGAGAAGGCAGCCCAUCAUCCGCAAGCGCUGGACCAUCAGCUAAUGCCAGUCCUGUUGUUUCGACAUCCUCAGUAGGUUCUAAACCAACAGUUGAUGGCAGUUCUGAUAAUACUGCAGCACCGGUUGUUGAAGGAAAUCCUGACACAGCUCAAUCAUCACCAGCUGCUGAACCAGUCGUCGAAGUCAGUUCUGAACCCUCUGCACCAUCAGCAGCUUCUGAACCGGUUGUUCAAGAAAGUCUUGAUACGGCUCAAUCACCACCAGCUGCUGAACCAGUCGUCGAAAUCGGUUCUGAACCCUCUGCACCAUCGGCAGCUUCUGAACCGGUUGUUGAAGAAAGUCUUGAUGCAGCUGAACUAUCACCAGCUGCUGAACCAGUCGUCGAAAUCACUUCUGAACCCUCUGCAUCAUCGGUAGUUUCUGAAUCGGUUGUUGAAGAAAGUCCUGAUGCAGCUGAACCAUCACCAGCUGCUGAACCAGUCGUCGAAAUCAGUUCUGAACCCUCUGCAACAUCGGUAGUUUCUGAAUCGGUUGUUGAAGAAAGUCCUGAUGCAGCUGAACCAUCACCAGCUGCUGAACCAGUCGUCGAAAUCAGUUCUGAACCCUCUGCAACAUCGGUAGUUUCUGAAUCGGUUGUUGAAGAAAGUCCUGAUGCAGCUGAACCAUCACCAGCUGCUGAACCAGUCGUCGAAAUCAGUUCUGAACCCUCUGCAACAUCGGUAGUUUCUGAAUCGGUUGUUGAAGAAAGUCCUGAUGCAGCUGAACCAUCACCAGCUGCUGAACCAGUCGUCGAAAUCAGUUCUGAACCCUCUGCAACAUCGGUAGUUUCUGAAUCGGUUGUUGAAGAAAGUCCUGAUGCAGCUGAACCAUCACCAGCUGCUGAACCAGUCGUCGAAAUCAGUUCUGAACCCUCUGCAACAUCGGUAGUUUCUGAAUCGGUUGUUGAAGAAAGUCCUGAUGCAGCUGAACCAUCACCAGCUGCUGAACCAGUCGUCGAAAUCAGUUCUGAACCCUCUGCAACAUCGGUAGUUUCUGAAUCGGUUGUUGAAGAAAGUCCUGAUGCAGCUGAACCAUCACCAGCUGCUGAACCAGUCGUCGAAAUCAGUUCUGAACCCUCUGCAACAUCGGUAGUUUCUGAAUCGGUUGUUGAAGAAAGUCCUGAUGCAGCUGAACCAUCACCAGCUGCUGAACCAGUCGUCGAAAUCAAUUCUGAACCCUCUGCAUCGUCGGUGGCUGCUGAACCGGUUCCUAAAGAAAGUCCUGACACAGCUGAACCAUCACCAGCUGCUGAACCAAUCGCCGAAAUCAAUUCUGAACCCUCUGUACCAUCGGCAGAUUCUGAAUUGGUUGUUGGAGAAAGCGCCGAUACAGCUCAAUCAUCACCAGUUGCUGAACCAGUCGCCGAUGCUAGUUCUGAUGCUGGCGUUAGCGCUGUUGUUCUGACAACAUCGGAAGCUCCCGACUCUGUAGCUAAUGCCGAUCCUGCUAUUUCUCCGUAAUGGAUAGUCCUGGAAUCAGUUACUGAUACCAGUUUACUUGCCACAAAGUGAUCAUCAUAGAUUGCACCAGCAACUGGUUCUAACUAAAUUGUUACCCGACUCAUCUAACUGACAUUAACUUUACCUGGCCCUGCCGAUAGUAUAUUCAAUGCGCAAUUCCACAACCAUUUUUUUAGGUACCUGUAAUCAUUCCCAGGAACACAACUUUACUGCAUUGAUAAGAAGAUGUAUUUGAAUUGAAUGAUAGAACAGAAGUGAUGUCAAAUCAUGGUAAAAUCAUUCAGAGUGUGGAAAUGCGUAUAUUAGAGCGAUUGAAAUGCAUUGAACAAUUUAAGAAUUGUAUAAUUAUCUGAAUUGUUGAUUAGAAAUCCCUUAAUUUCAGUGCAACCUUAUUAAUUUACUCGAUAAUAUGUGUGUUUCAACUUAUUCGUAAAUUAUAUUCUCUGGUUCAUUUUCUUACCACUAGUACAUUAUAGGUAUAAUACGGUUCUCGAUUCAGCUUAACGGUACCUUAAGCUCAUCCAUACUAUUAUCUAACUUAUCUACGAUCUGUAGUAGCAACAAUACUUUAACGAGUACAGAAAUAAAGCAUGUGUAAUAUGAAAUGA
Messenger RNA from Diprion similis, 3026 nucleotides. Its product is annotated as flocculation protein FLO11-like. Bases 97 to 2418 code for a protein of 773 amino acids. The transcript is spliced from 2 exons. The record is from RefSeq and is a predicted model, not a curated record. Lineage: Eukaryota; Metazoa; Arthropoda; Insecta; Hymenoptera; Diprionidae.